AGUCAAAGAAAUCAACUGAAACUCUGACGUUUAAAAGGCCAGAGGGGAUGCACAGAGAGGUCUACGCGCUGCUGUAUUCAGAUAAAAACAGGGAUGCUCCUCCCUUGCUGCCCAGCGAUACGGCGCAGGGCUACCGCACGGUCAAGGCCAAGCUGGGCUGUAAGAAGGUGCGGCCGUGGAAGUGGAUGCCCUUUACGAACCCCGCCAGGAGGGACGGGGCUAUAUUCUACCACUGGAGGCGCAUGGCGGAGGAGGGCAAGGACUACCCCUUCGCCCGCUUCAACAAGACUGUGCAGGUGCCCGUGUACUCCGAGCAAGAGUAUCAGAUGUACCUUCACGAUGACGGGUGGACCAAGACGGAGACCGAUCACCUCUUUGACCUCUGCAAGCGCUUUGAUCUGCGGUUCAUCGUCAUCCACGACCGCUACGACCACCAGCAGUUCAGGAAGCGCUCCGUGGAGGACUUGAAGGAGCGCUACUACAACAUCUGCGCCAAGCUGACCAAGGUCCGGGCCCCCUCUGGGACCGAUCCGAAGAUCUACGUGUUUGACGCGGGACACGAGCGGCGCAGGAAGGACCAGCUGGAGAGGCUGUACAACCGCACGCCGGAGCAGGUGGCAGAAGAGGAGUAUCUAAUCCAGGAGCUGCGGAAGAUCGAGACCAGGAAGAAGGAGAGGGAGAAGAAAGCCCAAGACCUGCAGAAACUCAUCACGGCAGCCGACACCACCACUGAGAUGAGGCGUGCAGAGCGCAAAGCCACCAAGAAGAAACUUCCUCAGAAACGAGAAACUGAGAAACCGGCUGUUCCUGAGACUGCUGGCAUCAAGUUCCCAGACUUCAAAUCCGCAGGUGUCACGCUUAGAAGUCAAAGGAUGAAACUCCCCAGCUCUGUGGGACAGAAGAAGAUUAAAGCCAUCGAGCAGAUCCUCACAGAACAGGGAGUGGAUCUCAACCCCAUGCCGACGGAGGAGAUAGUGCAGAUGUUCAACGAGCUGCGCAGCGACCUGGUGCUGGUGUACGAGCUGAAGCAGGCGCACGCCAACUGCGAAUACGAGCAGCAGAUGCUGAGGCAUCGCUACGAGGCGCUGCUCAAGGCGGGCGGGGCCAGCACUCCCCUGGGGGAGGGGCUUGGGGCUGAUGGACAGCCUGGGGGCGGGGCCGAGGACACCAAAGGGGACAGCAAAGAUCAAAUUAUUGACGUGGUGGGAGCGCCACUCACCCCCAAUUCCCGGAAGCGAAGGGAAUCGGCCUCAAGCUCUUCCUCCAUUAAGAAAGCCAAGAAACUCUGAUGCAGAUUGUUUUUGUACGUUUGACAAGGAGAAAGGAACUUGCAGAACUGCAUGGGGACUGGUCAGCCUCAAACCAGGAAUAGCAGAUUUGCAGAGCCUUUCAGCUCCGCUGGGAUUCACAUUCAUCAUUGCACAGACAACCUGCUGGGUCCAGACUGACCAUAUCUUUGCUGCCAGAGCCACUGGCCCCAACUCAAAACACACACACUCCACUUCCUGUAUCUGUCUGUCACACUGCAACCAGACUGCACCAGCACAUGGACUUUGACUGACAUUCCAUUCCAUUAUUGUUUUUCCUGCUUGCUAGACAAAAUGAACCUGGAUGAACCAGAGACAAUGCAUCGCUUGCCAAUGUGAAAGUCCACUUUGAAGUUGCAGUGAAGGCAGAUGUAUUAAGAUGUGUACCUGCACAUGGGCUGUUAGUCUCUGCGGGGUGCCUGCUUCUAAAUUGUACUUCAGUGGACGUUAAAUGUUACAGGCAUUUUGAGAUGCUGUUUCCCAGAGGGGAAUAGAAAUGUAAAAAUCAUGCCAUUUACCCGUUUUGAAUUAAAAUUGGAGUGCGUUUGAAUUCCUGAUUGA
Molecule: messenger RNA, 1868 nt
Organism: Lepisosteus oculatus (spotted gar)
Lineage: Eukaryota; Metazoa; Chordata; Actinopteri; Semionotiformes; Lepisosteidae
Source: RefSeq, a predicted model, not a curated record